Messenger RNA from Cryptomeria japonica (Japanese cedar), 1668 nucleotides. RefSeq names its product phospholipase A1-Igamma1, chloroplastic. NCBI's taxonomy places the organism in Eukaryota, Viridiplantae, Streptophyta, Pinopsida, Cupressales, Cupressaceae. The coding region runs from base 133 to 1614 and encodes 493 amino acids. Gene Ontology annotation, molecular function: glycerophospholipase activity. Gene Ontology annotation, biological process: lipid metabolic process. The record is from RefSeq and is a predicted model, not a curated record. The transcript has a single exon.
CAUAUUCUGAGAUCUAUAAAUGCGCAUUCAUCCUUUCUGCAUUCGUCAAAACUCGACUGUGGUUUGGCAUUGGACUGCCUUCUUCCGCUACCUAAAACCAAACCACGUUUUUGUUGUGAAACCGCUGAAGUGAUGAUGAAUUUGAGGAUUAAACCUGGAUUAAUUGCGAGCCAGAAUACCAGAAAUUUGUGGGAGGUGCCUUCUCUGAACAUGAGAAUCAAGUAUAACAAACAAAGACAGAGACAAAGAAAUGGAGCAUCACCCCCAAGUGCAACACAGGUGCUGACCUCUGGGGAGAAGGAAUCCACUGAAAAGAGCGGGAGCGCUGACCACCAUCAUCCCCACCCACAGGUCAAGGACAUAAGCGCGAAGAGAAAGAGCGCAAGGAAGCUGAGCGAUGUCUGGAGAGAGGUCCAGGGUUCGAACAACUGGGAGGGCCUAUUGGAGCCAAUGGACCAUCUCCUCCGCAGCGAGCUCAUAAAAUACGGAGAGCUUGCCCAGGCCUGCUACGACGCCUUUGACUUCGACCCCUUCUCCAAAUACUGUGGCAGCUGCAAGUACAAUCGCAGAACCAUGCUCCAAGAGCUCGGCCUUUCCCUCACCGGAUACGAAAUCACAAAGUAUCUCUACGCAACCUCCAAUAUCAAUCUCCCCAAUUUCUUCAAAAAGUCCCGGGCGGGGGAGAAAUUGUGGAGCAAUCAUGCCAACUGGAUGGGCUUCGUGGCCGUGGCGGAGGACGAACAAGAAAUAAAGAGACUUGGGCGGCGCGAUAUAGUCAUCUCUUGGAGAGGCACCGUGACCCGUCUGGAGUGGGUAGCAGAUCUCAUGGAUUUCCUCAAACCCGCGGGUUUCCAUUCCAACCAUCCUGAUCCCCGUGUCAAAGUGGAGUCGGGGUUUCUGAGCCUGUACACCGCCAGCGAGAAAGAUUGCCGCUUCGCCAAAUCCAGUGCCCAGGACCAAAUUCACGCGGAGGUUGGAAGAAUAAUCGAAAAGUACAAGGGAGAACAGUUGAGCAUAACGAUCACGGGCCACAGCCUGGGCAGCGCACUCGCGAUGCUGAGCGCUUACGACAUUGCAGAGAUGGGAAUCAAUCAGGAGAAUGGAAAUGAGAAGAUUCCCAUCACUGUCUUCUCUUUCGCAGGCCCGCGGGUGGGAAAUUCCGACUUCAAGGAGCGCCUGGAGCGGCUGGGGGUGAAAAUCCUGAGAGUGGUAAAUGCCCACGACGUAGUUCCAAAAGUUCCUGGAAUUGUCUUCAAUGAAUAUUUUCAAUUCGUGACAGAAUGGAUCGAGAGGCUGCCGUGGAGUUACUCCCACGUAGGAGUGGAGCUGCAGCUGGAUCACACCAAAUCUCCUUUCCUCCGACCCACAAGCGACCCAUCCUGCUUCCACAACUUAGAAGCGCAUCUCCAUCUCUUGGACGGAUACCAUAGUCACCAAGAGCGGUUUCACCUUGCCAGUGGACGGGAUCCUGCUCUUGUGAACAAAGCAGCCGACUUCUUAGAAGAUCACUUGAAUAUUCCUCCGUGCUGGAGGCAAGACCCCAACAAGGGCAUGGUCAGAAACUCCGAAGGUCGAUGGGUCCAGCGACAAAGGUCCCCGUCUUGCUUUCUCUAAUUAUAUAUUUGUGACUUCACAUAAAUAAUGUAGGUUAAUUGAAUUAUUAAAUUA